CUCGACCCAUACAUCAUCCAAGGAGGAGGAAAACCUGCAAGUACUCCAUUUUCAUCAGCUAUUCACGCACAAAGCAAGGGGAAGAAGAGGGGAGGAAAAAGAGGAGAGAAAAGAGGAGUUUAGGUGCGAAACCUUGUGGUUAAUAAGGUAUUUCAAGAACUUUCACAGAGUUGAAAGGGUUGCCGGAGUUGUCGCCGGAGUUCGUUGAAGUUCACCGGAGUUUCACCGGAGCUCGAUAAGAAAGGCUAGAACUUUAUAAGCUUCUUUUAAGGUUAAGGCUAGAGUCCUGCUACCUGCACCUUUGCCUAGGGUGAACUCAAUAAGGAAGACGUGAAAUGGAGGGUAGAGGCAUGGCUACGAGGAACAACCCGAGAGGGCAAACUCCGGUGACGUCCGAAGGGGCUAGCCAGGUUGCAUCUCGGGACGCGAGAGGCGGUAGGAGAGGCCGUGGAGGCCGUGGAGGCCGGGGAGGCCGUCGGGCUCAAACCGUGAGCGAUGGCCAUGUUAGCUCGGUGCAUGGAACUCACACCGAGGAUUAUGACUCUACCUAUGUUCCCGAGACGGAACAUGAGGAGACCCCAUAUGAUGGGGGUGAUACGUAUACUGAUGAUGACAACGAUGAGAGUGAUGCCAAAUUCGCCCAGAUGGGUGAACUGUUUGAGUGGUAUCAAAAGGAGAAGUUGAGGAGAGAUCUUAGGCGCCAAGCUAGGCGUGCCUCUCAGGGGGCUUCAGGUCACGGAUGUGACACCGCGCCCGUAUGUACUUGAAAUUGGAAGACGAUAUGUAUUUGAUUUUCCUAGCGAAUAAAAUUCGUGUAAUUGAUUGGUGUAUUUAAUUAAUGCAUGAUUAAUUAAAUUAUAUAUCGGGUCCAU
Molecule: messenger RNA, 872 nt
Organism: Cuscuta epithymum
Lineage: Eukaryota; Viridiplantae; Streptophyta; Magnoliopsida; Solanales; Convolvulaceae
Source: the annotation of a GenBank genome assembly